Molecule: messenger RNA, 3387 nt
Organism: Phalaenopsis equestris
Lineage: Eukaryota; Viridiplantae; Streptophyta; Magnoliopsida; Asparagales; Orchidaceae
Product: ribosomal protein S4, mitochondrial
Biological process (GO): positive regulation of translational fidelity
Cellular component (GO): small ribosomal subunit
Molecular function (GO): rRNA binding; structural constituent of ribosome
Source: RefSeq, a predicted model, not a curated record
GCUCGUGCAGUGAGUGCCGAUGGUCAGGAUCCUGUAGUUCUGAGCGGGGGCUUGACCCUUUGAGGAGGGCAUAUUCUUCUGCAUUUCUCUUGUCGGAUCGCACAUGAUGGGCCGUGUCCACGUCGUCGAAGAGAUGGUCUUUGGACCCCGAUUUCCCGUCGUAGGGAGCACUCUUCUGAGCCCCAAGAUUCGCCGAAGGAUGAGAUCUUGCCUAUGCAGUAGGAUGAAAAGGAAAGCGAUCCGAACAGUGAGACCCCACCACCGUUGAAGACUACUACUUUUUUUUCGAGAAAAAAAAAGAGGAGAGGGAAUGGGAAGCUAGCAACCUCGUUUGAAGCAGAUUUGAAAGCAGGGUCUCGAUCCGGGCCCAAAGCGGGACAGAAGGGCUUACAGCGCUCUGAGAAAGAAAGAUGGAUGCCCUAACCCUGUAUUCAAUCUUUUUUAUGUAUAGCUGUAGCAUUGAACAAUCAGCUUUUCCCGCCCACCAACCCUUGAUGAGCUGGCCGAGCAGACAAAGAGAGUGUGACCUGAGCGUACCAAGAAAAUGAGGCUGGACCGAGGGGUGGGAUCGAGCACAACAUCCUUGAAGAUUACCACUUGCCUCAGACGGAGCGAUGAUAGACCAUUGUACACUUGAACUGACCGAUGAUAAAGCAUCAGCACUGGGAAGAGGUCCCGUCUACCCACGCCAGGCGCGUCAAGCUAUUCAAGUCAGCGAGUUGCCAAUUCGCUUGGACCGAUCUGCUAGCCCCCUCUCCGCUUCCAAAAGGAGUCACCUUUGCUCGAGACUGGCUUUCUCAGCUCCCGAUCCUCCAGGAGAGACAACCAUCAUUAGAACAACAAUAUAGGCCAGCUGCCCUGCCUGGCGAGUUGAGAUCGGCCUCGUGGGUUCGGACAAGGUGAGGAAAGUCCGAAUUCAAGACUACCGACGGUCUAGCCUCCACCUGCGUGAUGAGGUUUGAUGAGACCAGAUAGUGGCAACCGCUUUCGCUAAUAACCGGGUUGACAAAUAUCGUAGAAUAAGGUGGAGGUCAAGUAAAGGGUUUCAGCUAGUGUUGACGAAGUAGUCUAUCUAGGACUUAUGAAAACUGACAACAACUAGGCAACCACAAGAAUUCUCGUAGUUCAUUGAGUUAAGGGAGGACCCUUCCCUUCGUGGGGGUCGUGGAAGAAUCGGGUUCGAUUCCCUUUAUACGCGAUGUGGCGAAAAAGACUGAUUCAACGAGAUACCAUGCCUGCAUUCCAAUUUCAAACGUGUCGUCUACUUCCAGGAAAUGUUCGGAACAGAGAACUUUCUCUAAUACAACGCCGCAUUCUCCGAAGAUUGAGGAACAAGAGGAGAUCCAUGAAAAGAAAUCUUUCUCUGAGAGAAAAUCUCAACAGUAACAUCAAAUCACAAACUACACGAAAGUUGCCCCUUUCUUAUGGGGAUUUACCCAUAAGGGAGAUGCACAGAGGUGCGGAGCAACGAACUUCAUAUAUCCCUUUUCUACUCAAUCAAGAAACAAGAUCGGACGUUAUUCCGGUUCGUCUCCAUUUUAGUGACACUCUUCCUCAAGCAAGGCAGCCGAUAAGUCAUCGAAGGGUUUGUGUGAAUAAUGGACUGGUAAGCAUUACUCAUUUGAAAGUUUCCCACGGUGAUAGAAUAUCUUUUCAAGAAAAUGACGCGAGAACCCGUGGUGAAGAAAUCAGUAGAUCUUUCUAUAUCGACAUAUCAGUUUCAAAAAGAAUAGGAAAAUUCCUGCCGGUCAGAAUGUGGAGAAGAACCAAAACAGAAUGGUUCCGCCUACUCAAAACUCAGAGGGGGUGCCACCUACUACUAAAAUCUCGGUUUUUGCAAGAGUUGCGUUCUUCUAUGCAAGAAGAAGACUUAGAAAGAACAAAGAAGUUUGGAUCCGCAAAAGUCUGCUUAGGCAGUUCCUUCGCUGAGCACAACAGAAUGAAGAGAAAUUUGUUUCAUUUCCAAUCUUUCUUCUUAUCGAAGAGAAGAAACGAGAAAAACCGAAAUCUUCCUACUCGAACAAUCAGUCCUUUUGUUUACAAGUCUUCUUUAUAUAGUAAUUCGACCUAUUGCUCCGGAUCCCCUUUGACUAGGAAGAUUAGAAUAAAAAGGAUAGAACUCCCUACUCAUUAUUCGGAGGUGAAUCAUAAAACACUAAAAGCUGUGGUAUCUUAUGGACCUCACAUAGGUCACAUCCCUCACGACAUCAGAUUGAAAGAUCCAAACCUUCCUCUUCGGAGCGGAAACGGACGUGACCAAAACAUAUAAGAAAAGAUCGGCGUAGUCGCUCAUAGGGACAUAUCUAUCCGGAUAGAGGAUAGUCUCGAUCGAUUCAUAGAUCUAUAUCUCUCUCUAUAGAUAGGUAUCUCCGUGGAUAGAGAUCCCCAUGGAUAAAAAAAAGGCACAUAGUGGUUUUUUACUACUACUAAUCUUUCUUAGACUUCAAGCAAGGCAAUAGUUUCAAUUUUGACUGAAUUGGUCGGAGCGUAGACGAGCGAGCAGAGCCCAGGAAAGAGGUCAUCAUAGAGCAGUCGACUAGAAGUCUAAGACUGCUUGCCUGAGAGAAGGCAGUCUCUCUCGGGAAACAUGGCCCAAUUUAUCUUCUUUCUUUUUCUUUUCAGCAACAUAGGGGUAGGGGAAGAAAAAAGACCAUGAACAUGAGUAAAAAAAGGAAAAAAACGGAUGAUUCUCUUCUUCUUUUUACAAAGGAGGACAAGAGCUCGAAGAUCAAAGAUUUCUUUAGCUUUAGGAAGUUCUUAUGUGUUUUUUAUGUUGGGAAGAGUUUUCGACUUCUCAAUAAAGUCAAGUUCUUGACAAGUCCCAAGGAGAGGCGAUAGCUCGACUGAAAGGAGAGGAAAGAAAAGAAGAGGGAAGCUUGGAUAAGGUUCGAGUUUCGCUGACGCCCUUCACUUCUUUAGUACUGGUAGGAUUGGUCUACCAGCUCCACUCAUACAAGUCAAUCGAGUUCCAGUCGAGAUAGAAAGUACUGGCUCACCGGCGAUCAUACCAUUGAAUAGGUUUCCCAUGACCCGUACAGAAAUCGGUGCAGGGAUCAUGGUUCCAAGUUCGUUCUCGUUGUGGAAGCGAGUGUCUUGCUUGAUCUUUCCAGUCACGCUAAUGUAGAAUUAGGCUUGAGCACAAGGAACUUCACUGCACAAUUGAAAGAGAAAGAUGAGAGAAAGAUCGAUUUGAGAACAGACGAUCUGCGGCAUAGACUCUUUCCAUGACAUGAGAGAGAAUCCGCUUUGUCCAUGAGUGGUAUUUUUCCUUCGACGUAGGAAGCAUCGAAUUGCAUGUUUUCAGCAUGAUUAGGCUGAGGGAAGAAAGCUCUGAGAAACAUACGUGUAAAUAACAGAAGUUUGUUUCACAGAAAAAAAAGAAUUCAG